AUGGAUCAGUGUCUCCCUUUAUCUCCUGUGGUUCAGUCUCUGGGGGCCCUGUACAAAGUGAGGAACUUCUCCUUUGUCAGACUCAGGGAUAUCAAAGGUGACCUGGAAAUCUAUGGUGAAGCCUACAUUGACACACAUGCCCAUGCUGAUGUCCACCAGGUUCUGCAAGCACUGAGGGGUCUUGUUAACUACUCUGUAGACUUGACAUCUCUCUCUGUGGAUGAUUCAAGGCUUAGCUUGCAGGUUUUCCCCAUUUCCUUCCUGAUCAACAACAGGGCAGUCAAUGAGAAACUGUUGGAUCACUCUUCUGUGGAACACCAGAACCUCACCAGGGACCUUGCUGAUGUGCUGAUGCAUGCCCUGAAGAAAUACCAAGGCCUCCUGCAAGUGGUAAUUCGAGACCUCCUAAGUGGCUCCCUGAUCUGUCAUGGCAAUGUGGUAUUCCAGCAUCCUGCCCCAGCCAGUGCAGAUGUUCUGCAGACUCUUGUUCUUUCAGUUGGUCCACAUGAUGUGUUGGCUGGGUCAGGCUUUCAGGUGGACCCAUAUUCUUUCACAGUGGCAGAUGAUCAACUGGAACCUCCCUUUGUGUAUCCAAGUUUCCCUGGAUAUGCUGUGGCAAUUAUUGUCAUGUGUGGCCUUGUUAUAAUUGCCAUUCCCAUUGUGGCUCUGCUGUACCUGAAUUCAGGGCUAUUUGGCUGGCACGACAAGGCUAUAAUUCAGGGUGGGAGAGACCAUGAAGCAGGGACACAAACAUUUGAACUGGAUAACCAAGGAUUCCGCUCUACCAUUGAAGAGGAUGAUGGCAGACAUUCAUACACACCUACAAAAUACUCUGCCAGAGAGUGAAGAUGCACCAUACAAGUUCUUCCUGGCUCAUGGGCCUAAAUUUCCAACCUGCUGUAGAAACAGGAA
Messenger RNA from Malaclemys terrapin pileata, 912 nucleotides. RefSeq lists its product as uncharacterized. The record is from RefSeq and is a predicted model, not a curated record. Gene Ontology annotation, biological process: visual perception. NCBI's taxonomy places the organism in Eukaryota, Metazoa, Chordata, Testudines, Emydidae. The coding region runs from base 1 to 846 and encodes 281 amino acids. The transcript is spliced from 9 exons.